ACAUUCUGGGGACACCUUAGACUUAUAUUACAUCUUGUGAAAUAGGGUUCUAGGGCACCUUUAAGUUUAUAAAAUCUAACUGUCUGCAUAAAACAAAACCUCCAGUUUCUAGGUGCUUUGGCAGUGGGCUGGACUAACGGGCAAGUGGCAACUCAAUUACCUAGUGCUAACUCACCUUUCACACUCCCCACAUUCAACAAUUAAUUUUAGGCAAAAGCAGACAACGUGAUUAAUAUACAUGAGCUGUUGACAAUAUUCAUCUACCUGAGGCGAGACAUAAACAGAAGUCACCUUUGACUAAUGUAAGAUAUUUAAUGUAAUAUAAAGGGGUCAUGACAUGGAUUUUUUUAUGUUCCUUGAGGUUCACUUAUUAUAUAAUUAAUAAAAUGGAGACUUAACAUGUCAGGGUGUUUGUAGAUAGAAAUGGCUCAUUCUAAGGUAAUAAAAACAUAACGAUUCAUUAUAUAAGGUCUUUAUACACCACUGAAAACAUAAUUAUGUAUAUUUUAUUGCAUUUCUGUCAAUAGAUCCUCCUAAAUUUUACACCGUGCACCUUUAACACUUGUUUUGUGAGGAGAGGCUGAGGGGAUUAUCUGUAUCUGUACUCUAAAGAGUCAGAACAGCUACUUUCAGUACUAGUACUUCAUAAAGUGAAUGUUGUAGUUAACUAACCCACAUUUACCCUCUCACUCUUCAUGCUGCUCCAGAAUCAGUUGUGUCUUUUGAGAUGAUUGAAGUGAAUGUGGUUUGAUUUCAGUCUCAAGCUGAGCACACAGAGCUUCAGAUUAAACAUCAGUUUCAGAAGCUUCAUCAGUUUCUCAGAGAUGAAGAAGAAGCUACAAUCAUUGCACUGAGGGAGGAAGAGGAGCAGAAGAAGCAGAUGAUGAAGGAGAAGCUGGAGGAGAUUAACAAACACAUCUCAGCUCUUUCACACACAAUCAAAGACAUGGAGGAGAUGAUGAAAGACAAUGACGUCUGCUUUCUGAAGAAGUUUCCAGUCUCAAUGGAAAGAGUCCAGAUCUCACAGCCGGAUCCACAGAUGGAUUCUGGAGCUUUGAUUCAUGUGUCAAGUUACUUGGGCAACCUGCAGUUCAGAGUCUGGAAGAAGAUGCAGGACAUCGUCCAAAACACUCCUGUGAUUCUGGAUCCAAACACUGCAAAUCCACAUCUCAUCCUGUCUGAUGAUCUGACUGGUGUGAGAUACAGCUUGAACAGUCAACUGCUUCCUGAUAAUCCAGAGAGAUUUGAUGAGUAUUCAUGUGUUCUGGGUUCAGAGGGUUUUAACUCAGGGACACACUGCUGGGAUGUGGAGGUUAAAGAGAGUUUGUACUGGAGUCUUGGAGUAACUACAGCAUCAAACCAGAGGAAGGGACUAGUUUUCUUUAAUUCUGAUGUCUGUUGGGUGCAGUAUGGACUAGAUGAACGGGUUGGUUUUCCUGUUAAACAGAAGCUUGAGAAGGUUAGAGUUCACCUGGACUAUGACAGAGGAACAGUGUCAUUCUCUGAUCCUGUAACUAACACAAAUCUACACACAUUCACAACCACCUUUACUGACACAGUCUUUCCUUUCUUCUGGUGUCAUGAUUUGAAAAUUUUACCAGUUACAUUGCAUCUGAUAGAAGAGAUCUGACAUGCCUCCUGGAGGUCAUAGGCCCAAGCAGGCUCACAGAAAUCUGGUCUUCCACAAACCAUUAACAACUUGUAUUCUCCUAUUGAUGUUGGCCAAAAUGUUUGGUGACAUAUUCCUUAAACAUCAAAGAGAUUCCACAGGGGGAGACCUGACAUCAUCCCCACAAGGAGAAGACCUGAUUCUUGAACAAAUCGUUCUUUUCAGUCAAUUUGCAGCCAGGAAUUUGCUGAGCUGGUUCACAAAACCAAAAUAAAUCGAAGUUUAGUUGUGGGUUGAUGACACAAGAUGCAGAAUUAGAGACAACUCUAGGAGCCACUAGAUCUGUUACUGAACCAAAGAACCGCUUUGAAAUGAAUGAAUUAAACCAACAGGCAGAUUCAGAAGUCAGCGAUUCAAUCAUGUCUGACUCAAAAGAACCAAUGAGCCGGUUCAACUGUUUUCCUAGUAUUACAGAGGACUUGUCGUCUGUUGUGACUAGUGUUGUCAGAAGUAUUGGUACUUCAGUAUCAAGUCUGUACUGAAAUUUUAAACGUACUGGGUCAACUUGGUACAAUGAGUAGAUAGGCAAGAUAGGUGGUUGUUUUUAAAUGUGCCUGUGCAUUUAGUAUUUGUGUGGGCACAAGAAAAGUAAUCAGUGUUUCUAUUUACAAUGUGUUUUUUGAAGUGUUGAGCAUUUUAGAAAUGCAAUGGCCAAUGAGACAUGUUUAAGUUUAAGUUAAUCAGAAUCUGCUCAACGCUGCUAAAAAUGCCAGAGUUUAUGUUCUACACACUCAUGAAUCCUUUCAUUACAAUGUAUAAACACAAUGUAAGUAUAAGAUUCAUUGUGCAGUGUAGGCAGCUUCUUCGAUUAUAACUGGAGUUUUCACAUAAGUGUAGAACUCUGAUCUUAUACUCGCAACUUAAGUGAUUGACAGCUCUUUGCUUGCUUUCUGUAUAACCCGUUUGUAAAUUGAAGAAAAGUUGUAUUUUUCAUGCUGCUGAGUACACAUUGCACUGUGAUAACCACAAUUAAUUGUGGGAUUGAAUCCGAAACUGCAAUGACUGACAUAGUGAUAACCAUAGCAAUAAACAGGAAAUAAAAAUCUGAUACUGUAUGCCAAAAUAGAUGUAUGCAUCAAGUCUUGGAGUGUAUAUACAGACUUUCCACUUGUUUAAUGUAAUGUUUCUGUUUUUUGUUUUUUUUACUUGACCUUUUUAAAGGAAUGUUUACUCAAUCUAUAUCUGAAGACCACAUGCUGUUUUAAUGUACUACUUAUUAUUAUCAUUAAUAAUUAACUUUUUUAUUUUAAAAUAUUUGAAUAGUUCCAAUAGGUUUUGCUAUGGUACCAAAAUACCAAGAAUCAUGAAACUGUACUGGUGUUGCACAGACUGCUGAAGUUUUGGUCCUGAAUAAAACAUUUAUAAAACCACA
Messenger RNA from Megalobrama amblycephala (Wuchang bream), 3041 nucleotides. RefSeq names its product nuclear factor 7, ovary-like. The coding region runs from base 881 to 1630 and encodes 249 amino acids. The record is from RefSeq and is a predicted model, not a curated record. The transcript is spliced from 4 exons. Gene Ontology annotation, molecular function: protein binding. NCBI's taxonomy places the organism in Eukaryota, Metazoa, Chordata, Actinopteri, Cypriniformes, Xenocyprididae.